Messenger RNA from Porites evermanni, 5681 nucleotides. Lineage: Eukaryota; Metazoa; Cnidaria; Anthozoa; Scleractinia; Poritidae. The record is from the annotation of a GenBank genome assembly.
CUGUACUAAAUCUCUCAAGAUGUUGACACCUACAUUGGAAUACAAUCGCUGUUUAAAGCUAUUUUUAUAUGCAAAUGGUUCUGUGCAUAUUCAUCGCAAACUCUGGCCGAAAUUUCCUGUUCCCACAAAUUAUGAGAACACAACAUGAAUACCCAGCUGAUGAACAACACCGACCAUGGAGUUUUUCAUCGAUGGCUUUCAUCAAGUAAGCCCUAUAUCGGGUAAGUUAUUUCAUCUAUUUAUUGAAUUUUUGAUUAUCUAUAGUAGCCAUUUUUGUCAAAUUUCAUUCAUCUGACUUGUCGUUUACCGUUUGGUUUUGUACUAAACUUUCCACUUCUAAUGUAGAAUAUUAGUCAUCUGUUUAACGUACUUAUCAAAUGGCAAGUUUGUGUGACUGGAUACAAAUAUAAACAUCACUGAUCCUUAAAAAGGCUUAAAGCAAUUUUCCAGUCUCCAUCUUAUGAGAAAGCUAUUUUAAUUACUUUAAUUCCGCCUCGCUAUUGUGUGUUCUUAGUUCUUUUUCUUCUGCAUCGCUUACUUGUACCAAUAAACGUUGCUUAGGUAAAUCUCUAUAAUUUGUUAUCUUCACGGUUUUGUUUUCUUUUGUAAGUUGACUCAUCUUAUUAGAGGAGCAGUUUUUAAAAGGCAGAAACAAAUGAAAAGGGCAAGCUUUCAACAGUCGAACAGUGUACAUGUAAGCUUACAUUUAGAAAAUGGAAGGUAAAUACCCUGCCAAAAGUACCUAUUGAACCUGUCCAUAAUGGCCACCAUGGGGACAGAAGAAAGUGAUCAUUGUAGAGAGGUGGCCAUUGUUGAGAGGUUUAAGCAAGAGUAAGUGUAUGACUUGUCUGCCCAAAAAAGGCCAUUGUAGAGAUGUGACUGUUAGUGGAGUUUCAACUGUACGUAAAACAUGUUUCAAGAGUAUUGCAGGCAUACUGGAGUAAAUUUAUUUCUUGUUUUCACUGAAAAUACUCAGCUUAUUGUCUUCAUUCUACACCAAAUUUAGAUACAAUUUUUUAUUUAUGAGGAAUUGAUUGCACCAGUAUUAGAAUCAAUCUUUUAUAAUUUUUCUGUGGGUUAAACCAUAUUACAGUUAGCCAAAAAUUCAGCCAUAAAAUAUGGAUGAAUCUGACAGGAAGUUAAAGGCCACUGUGUAUUCCUUUCAUCUCUUGAUUCAUUUAUAGGUUGGUUUGAAGACAAACUUCUGAUAAACAACCUCAUUUAUACAAAUUUUAGUUUAAAUUUUUUGAUCUGGGAAGAAACUGUUUUCGCAGAAGAGCAGUCUGUGUUGACUCAAAUAAAAGCUGUUUUCUGAUCUUUUAAAUUACUAUAAUAAUUAUUCUUGUUUACCUUAGGUACAGUCACCCAGUGGGUGUAUUAGUCUUGUCAGUGCUUGGCCUUGUUGUAUGGAUUCUAGGGUAUCGACUCAUUAAGGUAGAAAUGAAUUUAAUUAUUAAAUUGUAGGUUAGAUCAUACAUGAAGCCCUGUUAAUUAGGGUAAAAUUCAAACAAACGACAUGGCCUUAGCAUAGACUAGAUGAAAUGGUGACAACUGACAUAAAGAUGGGUUAAAUACAAACAAGGACAUGGAAAUUCAGACUAGGGAAAUAUAUGUACCUCCCAUGCCAGUCCUAAGAGAGCCUCAUACAUCUGCAGAUGACCUUUAGAAGGCAGAGUUCGGUACAACCAUCACUCAGUAGAUUCAUGCAAAACUGAAAAUUAAUGUGUGGUUCCAGACAAUAUCUAAUGUACCAACCCCACGGGUAAAUGGAAACUUUAGCUAAAGAUUUAAAACUGGCCGUGUUCUUUUCAGACUACUUAUUAGUCAAAUAUUAUUGUCAAAUAAAUUCCAUUAACUCACAAUAGGCUUCUUUCUUUAAGUUGCGUCAUUUUAUAUGGAGUACUGUCUACUCAGGGACAUUUGAGAGAAGUAGCCGUGAAAAAAAUCAAAAGUUAAAACUUUGAGUCCUUUUUAGCCUUGCAAAAAAUGAGACUUUGUGGUGGCUUUGUGAAAACUCAAGACCGCAAGACCAACAGUGAAAAACAAAUAAACAUACAAGAUAGUGAGGCACUUGAAAUUUGGUUAAAAUUUUGUAAGACUUGCAUGUGGAAAGACCAUUUGCCACCUCCAUGUUUGUCAGUGAAAACAAAAAUGAAAAGACUGAUUGAUGAUUUACAGAAAAAUACUAAUAUAUGUGUUGUGAGCUGCCUGAGAAGUAACAAGGUACAAUAUUGUUAUAACUUACUUCUUUUUGUUUGUUUCUAUAGCCGAUAGUUAUCGUCGCAGCCUUUGCUUUUGCUGGGUUUGGGUUUUAUUUCCUCAGUCCUGAUGUAUUAGACACAGAAUUCUGCUGUGAUGGAAACCACAAUUUAGAAGGUAAAUGUUACAGGUCAAAUUAUUUGAAGGUUAAAUUUUUUUACGCUAGGUAGAUUCUCCUUUGUCCUGAUUCUUGAAUAAUUAGUGCUAGGGGACAAUGGAAAUUAAGAAUCAAACAAGGUCAGAAAAUUUUAACCUGAAUUUAUUUUUGCCCAGUAACAUACACAUCCAUGACAGUGCUUGUAAUUUUAUUGUUUGUGUUUUGUGAAGGAGCAAUGCUUACCUAUACCUUCCUCUUGUCAGUGCGAGUCUCCAUAAGUAUUAUUUGUGGACUUAUUGCUGGUGCAUUGGCCUGCUAUGUUUACAAGAUUGGUGUUUUCUGUAUGGGCUGCAUUAUUGGAUGGGUAAGUAAUAUAUCCUACAAAUACAGUCAAUUCCCUUCAUAGCGGACACUGUAGAGACCUCCGAGUUGGUAAGGCCUCUUGAACGAGAGUCACUAAUAGCAGGACUUCAUUUCAGUCAAACAUCUGUGAUUUUUUUUUGCCGAGGAUUUAGCUACUUUCUGUAUUAUCGGGGUGUCCAUUACAGCGAGGUGUCAGCUAGGCAAGAGUUGACUGUAUUGUGUCAUUUCCAGACAUCUCUCUCUCCUUGCAUGUAAAUAGACGAUUUCGAUAUAUUAAAAUUUGAGCUCUCUCCGAGACAUGGGGGAGUAAAAUAAAGAAAUGUGUUAUUCAUCACUCAGAGCCUCAAGAUCAUCAUCAUACAUCAGGCGUCUGAAAUCAGACAACAUGUUUGUUCUCUGAUGUCAGAUGUCUCAUAUCAGAAGUCUGAUAUCAGAUGCCCGAUGUUUGUUGUCUGAUGUCAGACAUCUGAUGUCAGACGUCUGAUAUUUGUUGUCUGAUUUCUAGUUAGACUUCUGUUUGUUGUCUGUCGUCACACUUCUGACAUAAGACGUCUGACAUCAGACAAGAAUCUUCAGACAUCUGACAUGAGACAUCAGACGUCUCACAUCAGUAUGAAACAUCAGAUGUCUAACAUGAGACAUCAGAUGUCUGAUAUCAGAUGCCUGACAUCAUACAGAGGACGUGUGACGUAAGACAUCAGACGUCUGAUAUCAGACCUUUGAAAUCAGACAUCUAAAAUCAGAAGUCUGACAUCAGACAUCUACCAUACCUUGGUACAGACAGGUAAACUGCCGUCACCUGCUGACGAGCGAAAUUACUCAGUCUACACUGUGAAAAUCAUGGAGCACUUGCUGCUGAUGUGGAUAUUUAUUUUAACAUUUACACCUGAUUGCAAUAAUGUCUUAGAAAAGUGAAAAAAAGGAAAAAGCCAAAUGGGAAUUAAUUAGGCUAAGAAACCUAAUGAAUUCAUUUGCAGCAUCUGCACAUAGACAUCAUACUUGCCUGUUGGAAUUUGCUAUUGUUUUAAAGGUGAAAGACAAUAAAACUAAAAAUUCUAUCGGGGAAAUGCAAAGACUGCAAAUGAAUCCACCAUGAGAAUGUGGCUAAGUUAGCCGAAUUAAUUCCUAUUUGGCCUUUUUCUUUUUUUCAUUUUUCUGUGACAACGGUUUUGCAAUUGGGUGUAUAUAGCAAGCCAUUUACUGUUCUGACAAACACUAAUCCAGAGUUUCCUGUUGUUAUCUACACCUACAGGCUCUUUCUGUUGUAGUGGUCACUCUUGCGAUAUCAAAACACUUGUCAAGGUAGGCUUGCAGAUAUGACACAACAACAUAACAGAGUAAAGAAAAUAAUUUUCACCUCACUUGUCCGUGUUAACACUGUACUUUCUAAUAGUAUGAUUCUAUUUUCAGUGACCUGGCAUUUUAUGGUAUAUAUGCUGGCACUAGUCUUGCAUUUGGAGUGGUUGCUGUUUGGCUUGAGAAGGUGUUUGUUGUUAUUGCCACCUCGUUUACUGGAUCACUGAUGUUUCUUCUUGGUUAGUAAUGACAUUGUGUUGCUUCAUAAAAAAUUCAUACUCUCUUGAAGAGAGAGAGUUAUUGCUUUGACCCCUUCUCCCUCUUCCCGCCCCAGCCACCAGCCCUCUCAGUGGAAAUUAGAGUUUAGAUUCAGUCUUUCCCUGGCAUAUUUUGGCCUUCAAGAUGCCCUCCAAUGACCCUUCUUAAGGUGUUUUUUUUCUUUGGGAUUUCCCUUGGUUAUCUGGGAUGCACUAAAAAAUUGGGUUUAAUGACUCUCUUAGGUCUGGAUCACUAUUGCAGGACUGCUUUUACCCAUUUGAUCCAACAAAUUCUGUUCAAAACAAAGGAUGCACUCAGUCAGGCAGCCAUCACACCCUCUAGAGUUAAACUGGAGUUUCAUGAGGCUCGUGAAGAGUUUACUGAUCAAGGUAAGACAAGACCCGACCACUCCCAAGAAUAUGUUCGUUAAGCUCGCAGGGUCAGAAGUAAAGUCCAAGGCUUUUCACACUUAGUCGUAAUUUGUAUUCACACAUGCAAGUUUUCCUCUCAGUAUGCAUUAUUAUUGUGUACUGUAUAAUAUAUUCCUUGUUUUACUAUCUCUUUAUUGUGAGUUAGGCCCGAUUACCAACCGUUUGUUAGGAAAUGACCCCCACUCCUCCCCUGAGCCUAGAAAUUAAGGCCGUUUCCGAGGAGUCGUAAGCCUACAUUUUGAAAGAGGGCUGUGUACCCGGGGGGAAGGGGGGGGGGUACUGCCAUAUAUGGGCUAUAUAGGUAUGUGCCGCUGUGAAGGGUAUGGUUUUCAAGCAGUUUACUCUAGGAUAGGGUAUAUAAAUCAGAGCGUUUGGCUCUAGAAUAGGGUAUCAUUUUUUCAGUUGGUUGAAGAUUUUAUCUAGACUAGGUACACAGCUACUCUAGGAUAGGGGGAUUUGGGGAGUUUACUCUAGUAUAGGGUAGCAAAAUUCAGCUGAACUAGCUCUGGUAAAGGUUAAGGGUUCCAGACUCCCAGCGGCACAUCCCCACCCAGAAAUUCCUAAAGUGCCCCCCCCCCCGGGGCUGUGUACAAAGUGUUGUUUAUGAAAAUGACCUAUUCACAUACAGUUAAACCUCAUGUACAAAAGAGAGGUGUUGCAUUUGGCUCGAUCCAUUUUGAAAGUGAGGGUUUUAAGAGCAUUAUCACACCCUUUUUCCAGCAUUAGCAAUGUUCCUUGGAUGGUUAUUAAUGUCAGCAGUCGGCGCCAUGUUACAGUUCAUGUACACAGCGCAGGAGAUCGACACAGAUCUGUUCAUUAAAAGCUGUGCAUGUGGUUCAAGAGACGAUAAUGUUCCCGACGAUAAAGGAGUCAGAUAUGUUGUCCUGCCACCACCUAAACUGAAGGCCAUGUUACUGCAUCAGACAAGUAGAAGAGAACUAAUGAUGGACUCCUGGGAUGACAAUUUGACGGGAUAG